Styela clava is the source of this 2198-nucleotide messenger RNA. The record is from RefSeq and is a predicted model, not a curated record. NCBI's taxonomy places the organism in Eukaryota, Metazoa, Chordata, Ascidiacea, Stolidobranchia, Styelidae.
UGUAAAAGGAAGCAAAAACGGAUAACUCGAGGUGAAAGGAGUCGCGAAAACCAAAAUUGGUUAUCGAGCGGCGACACCUGAGCUAAAGUCUAAUGAAUGAAUCAUAAAACAAUGAAAAAAGUCAAACAAUAAAUAACAGAAUAUAAAGAAGUGAAAAAUCGAGACGACCUGAAUCCAAGAGACGCUCGAGACACAGAAAAGCAAAACCAAAAACGACUCCAAGCACAUAUGUGCGAGUAACUAUGGGAACGGCAGCAGGAAUGCAGUACAGUGCGAUGACAGGAUACCGAACCGAUAUCGCAGCGUUAUGGAAUUGAUAGUUAUUUAACAGAUUUUAAAUAUAUCCCGGUAGGGAUAUUAUGCCGAUAACACGGCGUAAUCAUAGUUAUAAAUGUUUGCCAAGAGUUCGAAUAAGAUUGCAUGAAGAUUGUAAGUGCUGGGGUGCAAGAAGAUUGCAAGAGCUGGGGUACUGUCGACUCUGGGAGGUUGUGGACCUAGUCAAGUAUUCUGCUGGCAGUGCCGAGGGAAAGUCAGUAAGCACAUCAAACAGAUGUGCUGGAGAAAGACAGGGAAUUUUGAGAUUUGCUCAGCGAAAAGCGAGGUACAAAAAGAUUGGAUUUGGUCGAAGAGCGUGUGUUGUGUUCAUGCACAGAGUGUUCAUAGUAUUUUGGAGCGUGGUUGAAUCUUUGGCACUGGCAAGCAAGCAAGCGUCAUCGGCGAAGAGUUUUGUUAAAAGAUUCGAACAGUUCGACAAAUCAUUUAUGAAAAGUAAGAAAGCCAAUGGUCCAAUGACCGAACCUUGGACAAUUCCACAGUGGAUGGGCAACAUCGGAGACCUAUGACAUCCUACUUCAACAAACUGUGAUCGACCACUCAGGUUCAUUACUACUUGGUGAACUUCUAAUGGUGUUGAUGGCUCCAGAAAAAACGAAUUCUGUGUAGGAGCACCCAAAAAGGCUUUGAAAGAUUUCGUACUGUGUGGGACAUUAUCGGCAAGUCUCUUUCCUACGGAUGAAAAAAAUUUAUUAAAUUCAACGGAUAUCGCGACAGGGUCUGAGACUAUGGUACCAUUUUCAAGCUUCAGUUCCGAGAUAGUGGUUUCAUCAUUGGACCUUACUUUGAUGAUGUCAUUUAUAGUUUUCCAAGUGCGUUUAACAUCGCCUCUGUUGUUCUCUAGGAUAUUAUGGUAAUACAUUUGUUUUGAUCUCCUCUGCAAAUGUGUCAAAAUGUUUUUAUAUUUUUUAAAGUGGAGACGCUGGGAUAAAUUUCCCUUCAGGAACUUACUUUUGAACAUCUUGUUCUUAUGUUUAAUGGAAUUACGAAUUCCUUUAGUAAUCCAAGGUUUGGAAUAAAAUUUGUUUUCUCUACGCGAAAAUGGUCUUAAUGGGGCAUGCUUAUUGAUUAACCACUUGAAGUGACUAAGAAAAGUAUCAAAUGAGCUAUUGAAGUUUACUUCAGAUAAUAUAACACUAGUAUAAUUAUUACACAUUGACUCAACUUCUAGCCUGAACGAGUCAGCACAAAAUUUAGUCAUGUCCCGUUUCAUGCGAGUGUUUGUUUUAACGUUACUAUUAGUUGCUGGUAUUGUGCACAUUAUGGGAAAGUGGUCGGUGAGAUCACUGAGCAAAAUAAAUGACGAAGUGCGGGAAUCUAUGAUAUUAGUGUAGAUAUGGUCAAUUAAUGUGUGGGAGGUUGAGGUCACUCUGGUUGGUUUGGUGAUAAGUGGACAUAUGAAAUUGGACAUUAGCAUAUCCAGAUACUUGGUAGUAGGAUUGUCACAAGAAUUAAAAAGAUUUAUAUUGAAGUCGCCUAAUAUAAUAAAUUGCUUUUUAGCCAUCGCCAGCUUCUCAAAUAAACAAGACAUUGCUGUGGUGAAUGAUGGGAUAUUAUUUUUUGGAUGUCUAUAUAUUACACCGACAACAAGAUUUUGAAUUUUUGAGGUUGGUUGGAAAUAUUUGAGUUCGAUCCACAAGUCCUCACAGUUUGGGAGGCAAAGGCUGAAGUCAGUGCAUAAAUGAAAGUUUAGAUUGUCCCUAAUAUAAAAACCAACACCGCCUGCGCGAGUAGAGGAGGGAGCAUGAAUGAAAGUGUAACCAGAGAUAUCAAUAUUGACAACAGCAGUUUCACUCAUGAUCCUAGUCUCGCUUAGAGCAAUAAUUUGAGGUGGAAUACAAAAAUUUGAAAUUAGCUCAACUAGA